UUUUACUAGUAAAACUGGAGCAGUAGUAGCAUGCCUUGAAAAUUCAAAGGGAAGAGGGGGUGCACGCAAACCAGAAUGGACUCUGCGAAGACUUCUUAGUACCUCACACACGCCCUUUCAUACUUGUCCACAAAAAAACCCAAAUAUUUGGCUUCUUCUAUUUUCUCUUCUCCAAACCCCACAAUUCUCUCUUACCAGCAACAACUAACGAGCAGGCAAGAUCCUCUCUUUCCUUCCUUCUCUGAGCUCCUCAGGUCUUCAAGUGGUUUUGUUUUAGGCAUUUGUUCACGGUUGACCUUGUGGUAAUUGGUGUUUCUUACAAUCAUGAGUUGUUUUUCUUUCUUAAGCGGCACAAGGGUGAAAAAAUCAAGAAAACCCAGUUCUGAUAUCGAUGAAGAAGUUUCUGGCAUUCAUGAUGUUAAACUAUUCACUUACAAAGAGUUGAUAAUCGCAACUGAAGAUUUUAGUCCAGUCAAUAAAAUCGGGGAAGGUGGUUUUGGUUCUGUCUAUAAGGGCCGGCUUAAAGAUGGAAAAUUUGCUGCUAUAAAAGUUCUUUCAGCUGAAUCAAGACAAGGGGUGAAGGAAUUUUUGACUGAGAUUAAUGUGAUCUCAAAAAUCGAGCAUGAAAAUCUAGUUAAGCUCUAUGGCUGUUGUGUUGAAGGAAACCAUAGAAUUCUGGUCUACAACUACCUAGAGAAUAAUAGUCUUGCACAAAAUCUUAUUGGUGGAAGUAGCAGUAAUCUCCAGUUUAGUUGGCGAACUAGGCGUCAAAUAUGCAUUGGGAUUGCAUGUGGGCUUGCCUUCCUUCAUGAGGAAGUACAUCCACAUAUUAUUCAUAGAGAUAUCAAAGCAAGCAACAUUCUCCUCGAUAAAGACUUAAUGCCAAAAAUUUCAGAUUUUGGUCUUGCAAAACUCAUCCCUCCUAACACGACCCAUGUUAGCACGCGUGUGGCAGGAACAAUAGGUUAUUUGGCACCUGAGUAUGCAAUACGAGGGCAAUUGACAAGGAGAGCUGAUAUUUAUAGCUUCGGAGUUCUCCUUGUGGAAAUAGUCAGUGGCAGAAGUAAUACGAAUACCCGACUACCUAUUGAGGAACAGUAUUUGCUUGAAAGGACAUGGCAUCUCUACGAACGGAAGGAGCUUGUUGGACUGGUAGACACAUCACUCGACGGUGACUUUGAUGCUGAGGAAGCUUGUAGGUUUCUAAAGAUCGGCCUCCUCUGCACCCAAGACCUUGCGAAGCGCAGGCCAUCCAUGUCAUCCGUGGUCAAGAUGCUAAAAGGCAAGAAGGUUGUCAACGAUGAUAAGAUAACAAAGCCAGGCUUGAUAACCGAUUUCAUGGACCUCAAAGUACGAGAGCCUAGUGAUACGAGGCCUAGCGCACAGACUACUACAGCUUCCAACAAUGCGUCCUCGGGCUUAGGCUCAGACAACAAGGACAAUUCAACAUUCUCCUUAGCAACCUCAGCUGCUGCCACUACCACCUUCAUUUCGAACGUGUCAUCGGAAACCUCAGCCGCUAAUACAACGAACUUCAGCUUCCGCACCGUAUAACACAUCCACGCAAAUUUUGAUUUCAUUUAUUUUUGUCCUACGUAGGUUUUUGCGGCCUGCUGUGGUUUCUUCUUUUUCAGCUACACCCUUCUAGCCGGAGGUACUCCUUUGUAAAUGUGAUCAGGGCUUGGUAAUCCAAAGAAUUUUUGUAAUUUUU
This is a messenger RNA of Pyrus x bretschneideri (Chinese white pear), 1711 nucleotides long. Its product is annotated as cold-responsive protein kinase 1. The coding region runs from base 325 to 1554 and encodes 409 amino acids. Gene Ontology annotation, molecular function: protein kinase activity; ATP binding. Gene Ontology annotation, biological process: protein phosphorylation. The record is from RefSeq and is a predicted model, not a curated record. The transcript has 7 exons. Lineage: Eukaryota; Viridiplantae; Streptophyta; Magnoliopsida; Rosales; Rosaceae.